Messenger RNA from Dreissena polymorpha, 3532 nucleotides. RefSeq lists its product as uncharacterized. The record is from RefSeq and is a predicted model, not a curated record. Lineage: Eukaryota; Metazoa; Mollusca; Bivalvia; Myida; Dreissenidae. Gene Ontology annotation, molecular function: zinc ion binding. The transcript has 2 exons. The coding region runs from base 1357 to 2946 and encodes 529 amino acids.
UUGCAUAUUGUUUAAAAUGACUAGUACAUAUUGUUUAAAAUAACUAUUGCAUAUUGUUUAGAAUAACUAUUGUAUAUUGUUAGAAAUACUUAAGGAAUUGCGCAGUCCGUAUCACGCAUUAAGCCCAUUUUUCACAAAACCACAUCGGUAUACUUUUUGUGCUAGGUGAGCUACAAACUCUAACAUAUGGAAAAAUACAUUGAUGUUCUAUAAUAAAACAGUUUAGUAAGCUAAGAGAGCGAGUAGCAAAUUCCAAUCUAAAUUGUUUACCAAAUCAAGAACGCAAACGCAAGCUUCUUUAAUUAAUUACAUCUAUAAUGGAUCAAAGGAUAUUAGCGCUUAACGCUACUUCGCAUAAGUCGAAGAAUGGUAGCAUUUAAUGCUAAUUGAAAAUGAAAUACGAUAGAGACAACAUUCACUAAGACCGUAAUGGACAGAAUGAUAAAUUAUUAAGAACUAAAUAAUUUAUCGUACGUAAAUGAAGAUCCCGUUACCAGUUACAUUAGAUGGAAAUAAUGAAAUCCUUAAGGAACAUUAAAAUAUAUAGAAAAAGUACGUACGAUAUGUUUUAUUAUAUGCAAUUGACAAAUUAAAUUAAACUAACCAGUUCCACAUAGCCGAUGCUGCCACCGUUCACAAACGUCGCGUGUAAUCGCAUGUCGUACCUCCAAAUUGCACGAAAUGCACAACGGAUUAUCCAUUUUUGAAAUAAUAGAACCAGACAUUUGAGCUCCAUUUUAUAUACUGUGAUAAUUCACAGUUAGGUUAUUCCGAACAUAUCAAACAAAAAAGUGUUACCGAAAUAUAAAAGACGGCGCUCUUUAACUUGUAAGCGUAUUUGUAACAAAGGCCAGUAAUAUUCCUUAAUUGCUUAUUAUAUUAAUUUAUGAUGAAAUCUAAGGUACAAACUUGCUUGCAUGUGUGAAAAAUCAAAACGGCGCUCUUUAACUUGUAAGCGUGUUUGUAACAAAGGCCAGUUAUUUUCACUAAUUGCUUACUAUAUUAAUUAAUGAAAACUUAAGGUUCAAACUUGCUUAUAUGUGUGAACAAUCAACUGUUCAUACCCCGAUAUGCACAUGAUAAUAUAGGGCGAACGAACCCAGGGCGAACGGACCCAGGGCGAACGUGUAACUAGGGCGAACGGACCCGAUACCGUGGUCGGACAAAGAGGAUAUUUUCCCACCCAUUACACAUCCUGACAUUUUUUUCUACCUUAUCCACACUCCUAGCGUAUACACUCAAGAAGAUUUGAAGGCUUGGAAAUCCUUGGAGUCAAUAAAUCAGGUGUGCCAAGGAUGGGUGAGAGAGAAAAAGGCCCUUGUGAAAGGAGACCAUGUUGUUGUCACAGCAAAGGUCAUGCAUUCCCAGAGAAUGAGGGAAAAGCCACUUAACCCAUGGGUGAUUGCGCGGCCAGAUGGAGCCAUUGCCGGGGCACAUUGUGACUGCAUGGCUGGACUCGGCGAGGACUGUACUCAUGUAGCAGCACUGCUGUUUUCAGUUGCAACAUUUGUCCAAAUCAGAGACUCAAAAACUGUCACUGAAAAGCCAGCUUACUGGAAGCUGCCUACAUCAAUGAAGGCUGUUGAGUACAAAGAAGUGUCUGAAAUAAACUUUCAAUCAGCACGGUCAGCCAAAAAAGAACUGGACUCCAUAAUUAAUGCUGCAUGUGUAAGCCAAGUCGCACAGACACCAACUCCGACUAGUAAAGGAACUGUCCCCGAGGCAACCGAAGGAGAGUUUUUGAAAUUUUGUGAAGGACUGAGCAAAUUGGACAGCAAGCCAGUUUUGCUGUCAACAGUGGAGCCCUAUGCUGACCAGUAUAUUCCAAAGACAGUUACAAAAGACUACCCACAGGAUCUGUCUGCACUGAGAGACCCCAAGUGGUUUGACAAGGACUACGAUUCAUUAGUGACACACUGCCAGACAGUCAAAGUUCAAUGCUCUGCAGAACAGGCAAAGAAUGCUGAGUUAGAGACCAGAAAGCAGUCGGAUUCAGCCCUGUGGUACCGCUUUCGUGCUGGACGCAUUACAGCUUCCAAUGCGAAAGCAGUAUGCACAAGUGCAAGUGAGCCAUCUGGAUCUCUAGUGAAGAGAAUUUGCUAUCCAGACUUAAAUAGUGCUAAAACAAAGGGCAUUCCAGCUUUGACAUACGGACGUGAUAAUGAAAAACAAGCCAGACAAAUGUUAUUUGACAUGCUUCAAAUUGAUCAUGAGAAUGCCUUAAUCUCAGAUAGUGGACUGGUCAUCAGCGAAGAACUGCCCUUCCUAGGAGCUUCGCCAGAUGGCAUUUGGUCAUGUGACUGUUGUGGGACAGCAUGUGUGGAAAUAAAAUGUCCAUUCAAACCCCAUACACAAGAGGAACCUAUCUCCGAAAAAUCCUGCCCCUUUCUUACACUGCGUGAUGGAGAACUGACCCUGAAGAAAAACCAUCAAUAUUACUACCAGAUUCAGGCUCAGCUAGGUGUGACACAGAAUGACUUAUGUGUCUUCUUUGUAUGGUCAGAAAAAAAUGUUCAUCUGGAGCAAAUAGAAUUCGAUGAGGAUGUGUGGGAUGAAAUUUGUGUAAAAUCGAAGAAUUUCUUCGUCCGCGGUGUUUUGCCUGAAUUAAUUGGAAAGUACUUUUCAAAAUUGCCAUGCAAUAAAAAGCCAGCAAACGACAAAAAUGGUCAGCCCAAUGACCAAUCUUCGAAAAUACUUAAACCGGUCAGCACCAAUACUUUGGCAUCUGGGAAAUCCAAAAAAAGAGGUUGCGGAAACAAGGAUGAUGAUGAAAAAUUAUACUGUGUGUGCGGACAAGUGGAGUUUGGGCUAAUGACCGCAUGUGACAAUACUGAAUGUUCAAUGGAAUGGUUCCACUGGGGAUGUGUGGGCAUUGAGAAUGAACCCCAAGGAAAAUGGUACUGUCCAGAAUGCAGGAAAUUACCUGCUUUUAAAAGAAAGCGGUGAAUUCAAAGUGUUUCUGAGUUGUGAGAGUUAACAAAAUAGAUUGCACCACUUUUUUAUUUUGUCUUAGAGGUUUUAUCAGAAAUUUAAUUAUAUUUGCCUCACUCUGAAAAAACAGGACCAAUUGCAUGCGCAUAAAGUGUCGUCCCCGACUAGUCUGUUCAGUCAUCACAGGCUUAUAUGGGACAACAUUUCGCUUCAAGCAUAUUUUUCAUUUAAAGGAAGGCUCGAUAUUUAUUUAGCAAAAUUACAGUCUUGACGGAAAGUGUAGUUCUUUGUUCCUCAUUAGCCAGUGUAGAUUGCAUAGGCUAAUCUGAGACGACACUUUACGCACAUGCAUUUAGACCCGUUUACCCAGAGAAUGGCUCAUUUGAAUAUGCUACCAUGUGUUGAGUUUUAUCAGUGCCAUUAAAAACAAAUGUUUGUGCAAGUCAUUCUAUUACUCUGAUAAAAUUGAUAAUAAACGCAUUGCAUAAAUAUAUUUGUGUAUUUAUUUGUUGUUUCUACUUAUAAAAUGAGUUGUGUGACAGAAAAUAUGCCAGUAAAAUAAUUCUCAGAUACACAGUAACUUGUCAGUAUGUGAAUUAAA